AUGAUCAUGAAAAAAGCCUUCUCCAGUCUUUUCACUCUUGUACUUGUGGCUACUGUGUCUGCGAAGUGCGGCCAACCACCGUCGUCAUCCUCCACACUUGCUGCGACCUCAACGUCCUCUUCUCCCGUGGGAGCUGUUACGAAUGUAGCAUCGGCCAGCGGUUACCUUCAGAUCGCGUCUGGUAGCGCGUCCUUCACUUCCUAUACUGGAUGUGGCUCUCCAGCUUGCGGCAAGACUGCAAACGGGUAUACUGUCGCUGUAUCGCAGCUGACGUUCGGUUCGGAACCCGGCCUCGGCGCUGGAGACGUCUGCGGUCGCUGCUUCGCAAUCACUGCGACGUCGGAUCCGUACUCCCCGUCAUACACUGGCCCCUUCAAUACUAUCGUUGUCAAGGCCACGGACAUGUGCCCGUCUUCGGGAAAUGGCGAGUGGUGUGGCCAAUCCGAGUCAAAUCCUGUCAAUGAGCACGGCGCGCAGGUCCAUUUUGACUUGUGCCAAGACACUGGCGCUGCAGGCGCCUUUUUUCCAUCUGGUCAUGGCGCUCUUACAGGCUCCUUUGAGGAAGUUUCGUGUGCCGAGUGGUCCGGCUCUGACGGCAGCGACCUCUGGAAUGGCGCUUGCCUGUCAGGCGAGAGUGCUGGUCUCUGGCCCGGUACCACCGGAUGUGGCAACCAAGGUACUCCUCCUUAG
Messenger RNA from Peniophora sp. CBMAI 1063, 690 nucleotides. NCBI's taxonomy places the organism in Eukaryota, Fungi, Basidiomycota, Agaricomycetes, Russulales, Peniophoraceae. The record is from the annotation of a GenBank genome assembly.